CAGUCGCAUUCCAAGACACAAAGGCCCGGAAGAAUAGCUCUCUGGCAGGGUUUUCGCUGGACCAUAAAAUGUCGAAAUAUCCCCCCACCCCACCCCCUAAAAGAUAAGGCGCAGGCCCCAGAGCGGAUCCAGCCCUCUGGGCCUCCUUUUUCCAGGCUGGGAAGAGAAAGUAUUUAUGACAGUCUCCAGUGACCCAGAUGCUGGGAGCCCAGAGUCCACUCUGUUCAUCGCAGCACCCGAAGAGCAGGCUCAGAAAAGGCAGGGCUGGAGCCAAGGCUGAAGCGAGCUGUGGUAGGGGUAGAGAAGCCCUGUCCUGACCCCCACUAUUCUGGACCCUAGGGAGGCCUGCAGCCCUGGCACAGCCCUCUUCUGACCCUUCCCUCGUGCUGCUCCAAUGCCAGAGUUCUGGGUGUCUAAGAGUUUGGGCAGCUCCUGAGAUGGGGGUGGGAUUCCCCAAAUGCAGGGGAUCCUGGAGGGAGCUCUUGCUGCCUGCACCAGUGAAUCUCCUUUGGGAAUUUGACAGAGAGUGGCCAUUUCCCCAGCAAUUACUUAGAUAACAAGGGGACUGGGUUGGGUGGGGGGAGGUGUUCAUUCUCUCUAAACCAUCCUGCCCUGAACCGCCAUUCCUUCUUCCAUCUCCAGAGCUGGGCUCAGGAUGGGGAAGGAAAAGUUCUGGUUGCCUAACCACCUCCUUCCUCAUCCAACCCUGAAACCCCCAGGAUGUGGAAGAAAAACAUUUUGCUUUCAUAAUGCAAAGACCUAAAGAUGCAUCUGUGUUUGUCAGGCAUGUGUGCAUGUGUGCCUGGGUGUGCACAUGUGCAUACAGUGUCUGUGAGGUGGCAGGGAUGCUUCCAGGCAUGUGUGUGCUAGUUUACAAUGAGCAUGGACUUGAUGUGUCUCAGGGUGAAAAGUAGCACGUACAGUGUGUGUGUGUCCUGAGUGUGCUCUAGGAUUUCCUGGGUGUAACAGCCUCACACCCUGGUGAGGGAGAGGACUGGAAAAAUAAUUCUUACUCAUCUUUUUCAUUCAUAUGCACACAGCAUGCAUGUAUUCUCACCUUCUCCCUUUUUCUCUCUGUCUGUGUUAAGCCCAAAUCACUGUACACACUUAUGGCCAGAGAAGGGUGCUGAUGGACUAAGGUUCUUUAAUCCAUUAGAAUUAACUUGAAUGUAUUCAGUCUUGGGGAUGGGGGAACCCUCCAGAGAAAGUGUGGAUAAAUAUUUAAAGAGUGUCUGUUGAUAGUUCCCAUCCACAUCCUGGCCUGGGCAGCCUGCCUGGGGAAGAGGGAGCUGCAGUGAAGCCAGGGGCCCCACCAGGCUAAGCUGGCAUUUCCUAUGGCAUGGGGGUAUGUGGGGACAAGUAAGAGGCCUGCUCCAGUCCCCUCCAACUCAGAUGCAAAUAGUCUCCUAACAAGAAAUGUCCUGAAUCAGCCCAGCUAGAAACCAGGGACACACAGCUGCCCUUUCCUUUUAGUCUCCAUAAGCAGCUUUGCUCUCAGAACCCCUAGCCAAGCUUGUGGCCAUUGCCUGGGUUUCCUGCUCCAUGCAGGGGUUGGUGUCUGAAGGGGCAGUGUGGCCCUGACUGGGUAUAUGGAGUUUUCCCCAGCCCCACCUCCUCUGACCCUCUCCUCUACCCAUAGCAGGUAGCAAGAGAGUCUCCUGGAUCUAAGGAAGAAGACAGAACAGCUUCGGACCCUGGGGAGGGGCCAGGGGAUGGAGGGUCUGAUGCCUGAAGUAUUUGGGGGUAUGGAGUGCUUGUUCCUCCUCAAAGUCUCCAGACUUAGGGACCCCCUAGGAAGCCCAUCUUUUCGGUUAGGGGCCCUGCUCUGGCUUGCAGGUAUUCAUCCCCUUGGAGGUCUUAUACCUGUUGAGGUAACCUGGGUUGACCUGCUGGCUCAGGUAUCUCUCUCUCUCUGAGAAGAAGGAAAAGAGAAGCGAGGCUGGGGGCGAGAGGCACCUUCACAUCUAAAUUCGUACCCUGGAAAACUGGCCCCAGCCAUUAGCUGGGGCUGGCUCACCACCCCCCUACACACACCACACACCCCCAUCCCUCCCCCUCUCCUCCCCUCCCCUUCCUCCAGGUCCCCCCAGCCCUGUACCCCUCAACCCCCGCCAUCUCUCUCUCUCUCUCUCUCUCUCUCUCUCUCUCUCUCUCUCUCUCUCGCCUGUCUUCAUGUCGUGGAUUGAUGAACGCGAAUCGCGUGUAAGCGCCGCCACCGCCGGGAGUCUGAGGAAUUCGCCUGGGCUGUUAAAGGAAAGAGCUAAGUGAGAGAGCGCGAGCUCUACCUACCGACAGUGAGGAGCGCCGCCGCCGCCGCCGCCCGCUCGCCGCCCGCCGCCGCCGCCCGCGCCCCAGCCCCGGGAGCUCUGCUGAUCCGGCCGAGCUCAGCACCGAGGCGCCCCCCAACCUGCCCAGCCCACCAGCCCAGCCCAGUCCCGGGGAGCCAGCUGGCCUGGGGUUCGGUCCCGGGGGGAGGGGAGUUUCGGGGGUACCGGGCGGGGUACUCGUGAGCCAGAGGGGAGGGGGCCGAGGGUUUUCAUGUACCCAGCAUGAGCUCCUACUUCGUCAACCCCCUGUUCUCCAAAUACAAAGGCGGCGAGUCCCUGGAACCGGCCUAUUACGACUGCCGGUUCCCUCAAAGCGUGGGCAGGAGCCAUGCGCUGGUGUACGGGCCCGGCGGCUCGGCGCCCGGCUUCCAGCACGCUUCGCACCACGUCCAAGACUUCUUCCACCACGGCACCUCCGGCAUCUCCAACUCAGGCUACCAGCAGAACCCGUGCUCGCUUAGCUGCCACGGAGACGCCUCCAAAUUCUAUGGCUACGAGGCGCUCCCCAGACAGUCCCUUUAUGGGGCUCAGCAAGAGGCGAGCGUGGUGCAAUAUCCCGACUGUAAAUCCUCCGCCAACAGUAACAGUAGCGAAGGACAAGGCCACUUAAAUCAAAACUCGUCUCCCAGCCUCAUGUUUCCAUGGAUGAGACCCCACGCUCCGGGGAGGCGCAGUGGACGGCAAACUUACAGCCGGUAUCAGACCUUGGAACUAGAAAAGGAGUUUCUCUUUAAUCCUUAUUUGACACGAAAACGUCGGAUUGAAGUCUCUCAUGCCCUGGGACUGACCGAGAGACAAGUGAAGAUCUGGUUCCAGAACCGAAGGAUGAAGUGGAAAAAGGAGAACAACAAGGAUAAACUGCCGGGAGCCCGAGAUGAGGAGAAGGUGGAGGAAGAAGGAAAUGAGGAAGAGGAGAAAGAAGAGGAGGAAAAGGAAGAAAACAAGGACUAAGCAAAAAAGAAAGACCCCCCCCCUUUAGCAACUCCCUUGAAGUUUCGUUUUAUGGUAGCAGAUAAAUUGAGAAGUUUACGACUGUCAUUUGCUUUUAUAGAGAAUAGAAUGACACUCACAACUCUAACUACCUGUCAGAUACUUGCAGCUCUGGUUUUAUUACCUUUGGACUUCCCCCACUCUUUAUUUGUUUGGGGGCUGGAGGGGGGAGACGGAGACACAGUGAAAAGUUCGGACUCUCUGUCUCACUCCUUGCCCCACACACACUUGUCCCUGCCCCCACCCUUCUGAGUCCUUCCUGGAUUUUAAGGUCUGAGACCUGGCCUCCGUGCUCCUCGGUCUGUCUCUCACCACACUCCCACCUCCCUGCUUCUCUGGUAUUUAUUUUAGAGGGGAGCCCCCUCGAAAUGCAGAAAAUGACUUGUGGUUUUGUUUUUAUGCUAAGGCUAGUGUACUAGAUGUACUUUUUCUAAAAAGGAAAGGACAGAAAAAAUGAAGAAAGGAAAGGAAGACAAGUGUAAAGAAAUAAGGAAAAAAGCAAGGAAUAUCCCCUCCCCCUCCCCCUCCCCAGGGCUCCCUGCUUAGAAAAACCCCCUUGACUUUCUCUAGGAACCUGAUGGAAACCUGAAGGAGAUGUGGGUCUCUCCCCUCCCCCCAUUUCCAGAAGGGUAGAUAGGAGCCUGCAGUCGCCUCUAAAAUCCUACCUAACCAUCCCAUGGUCACUCGGGUCCAUGCCUUCCUCUCCUUCGCUGUUUGAUUUCUAUUCUGUUGGGCCCGCCUUCCUCUGAGCUGCAUUAGUGUUAGUGCUCAGAAAUCACCAUAAUCAUGAAAAUAAUAAUAAUAAAUUUUUAACAUACUACCUAAAGGGAACCUGCAAUAAUCUUGAAAAAGAAAAAGAGAAAAAUUUUUAAAUCCUGCUAUAGGAGAAAAAAAGAGAAAAAAAUAAAAAUCAAAAAAAAAGAAAGAAAGAAACCUCCAGCGUAUUUUAUCACUACCUAUAGAAAGAAAUCCUGCUUUGAGAGUAUUUGUAAUGCGGUUUUGUUGUCGUUUGUUGCUGCUUAUUUCACUAUGAAAACCCAACAACUGAGACUGCCUAGCCCGACGGUCCUGUGCGCUUUUAUUGUGCUUCUAACCCCAGUAGAGUAGAACUAAAUUGCACUGAAUGUAUAGUUAACUCUGUCUUGAAUUCUCUGUUUAUGCAAUGUGCUCGAAAGAAAAAAAUGUUAAAAAUAUAUCUAUAAUAAUAAUUUUUUGUCAUUUGUCUUUAUGUCCAGCUAUGAAUGUAGAUUUUGUGUCCCGACAGCCCUGUUCCUGGUCCAAGUACUUUGUAUUGUAUACGUGAGUCAUAAUAAUAAAAAAAAGAAGAAAAAUAAUA
Messenger RNA from Gorilla gorilla gorilla (western lowland gorilla), 4653 nucleotides. It is a transcript of the gene HOXC8, whose product is annotated as homeobox C8. Gene Ontology annotation, cellular component: nucleus. NCBI's taxonomy places the organism in Eukaryota, Metazoa, Chordata, Mammalia, Primates, Hominidae. Gene Ontology annotation, molecular function: DNA-binding transcription factor activity, RNA polymerase II-specific; RNA polymerase II transcription regulatory region sequence-specific DNA binding. Bases 2550 to 3278 code for a protein of 242 amino acids. The record is from RefSeq and is a predicted model, not a curated record. Gene Ontology annotation, biological process: regulation of transcription by RNA polymerase II. The transcript is spliced from 2 exons.